UUUUACAAACUAUAGAUAGUCAAUAUGGCGAUGCAUCAUCGAUUUCACCGCUAGACUCCACGCUUACCGAAAUUGAUAUUAUUAUCAAGUUGAUUAUUUCUAAUGAAAUUUUUUGUUUUAUUUAUUACAUGACGGUUUUUGAAUGUAAUUAAAAGUUUUUUGUGGAAUUAGUUAAUACAUUAAUAACAAAAUAAAAUGGCUGAUUCUGAUGAUGAGUAUGAUCGAAAACGCAGAGAUAAGUUCAGGGGUGAGAGACCUGAAUCGUAUUCAAGAGAAGGACGACGAGAUGAUAGAAGACGUGAAGAAUGGGUUGAAAGGGAGUGGUCAAGUAGAUCAAGAGCUCGACCAGAUUACAGAGAAUAUCGUGGAGGUGGUGGUGGUGGCGGUGGUAGCAACCGGGAACGUUAUAGCCCAGUUCGGUCGCAAGACUUGGGACCUCCAAUGAAAAGAAUGCGGGCUGAUUGGGAUGAUAGGUCAUCUCGGAGUUAUCCGCAUCCAGAAUACUAUAACUCGUGGCCUCCUGACCAUUACCUUCCUCAUCAUAGUAAUCAUCACUAUGGAAGUCAUCCCAAUGCUAAUAGUAAUAGCAGCAAUAGCCGAGAGGUAGCUGGAAACUUUAGCAAUUCAAAUAUUGAAACACAACCUCCGAUGAUGUCAUUCAAAGCAUUCCUAGGUGCCCAGGAAGAUACUAUUACUGAUGAAGAAGCGAUCAAGCGUUAUAACGAGUAUAAACUUGAAUUUCGACGUCAACAGUUGAAUGAAUUUUUUGUAGCACACAAAGACGAAGAAUGGUUUAAAAUAAAAUAUCAUCCGGAAGAAUCAGUUAAAAGACGAGACGAGCAAAUUGCAGCAUUAAAGAAACGGGUAGAAGUUUUUCUUGAACUACUAAACUCAGGAGAUAUUGACAAAGUAUCAAUAGAUGUUGAUCAAGCAAAUCCUCUCCUUCAUUUGUUAGACACAGUAGUAAUCAAAUUAGAAGGAGGCACUGAAGAAGACUUGAAAGUUCUUGACGCAGCACCUCCUUCAACACCACGAGAACCAGUACAGACAAAAGAGAAAGAAAAAAGUAAAGACGCUGAAAAAGAUAAAGACAAGGAUAAAGAUAAAAAUAACGACAUUUCUGAUGAUAAGAAAGAAGAGAUUAAAGUGUCAGAGGAAGGAACAGUGGUUGAAAAUAACAAAGAAAAUGAAGAAAAAGGCAAUGAGAAAUUAACGGAAAAGGAAAAGAAGAAAAAUAAGAAAAAAAAGAAAAAAGAAAUCACGGAUGAAAAUCAUGAAGAUUCCUCUGCUAAAGUAUCUGAUAAAGAACGUAUGGAAGAGGAUGAAGAUGUUAAUGAUGAAAAUAAAAUGAAGACAAAUGAUGCUAAUUCUGAGGAAACAGUAGAAGAGCCGGAAGAACAAAAAGAGGAAUCAAAUGUCGAAGGCCAACGAGAAUUUUCGGAAGGAGAAAAUGCUUCCGAAGCUGUGGUUGUGAAUUCAAAGAAACGGAAACGUUCUCACAGUAGUUCUAGCAGCUCUAGUGACAGUGAUGAUGUUGCUCAUAAUAAUAACAAUAACAACAGCAGCAGCAGUAGUAGUAGCAGCAGUAGCAGUAGUAGCAAUUCAGAAACAUUUGAUGCUGGAAAAAUGGAAACUCUAGAGGCAGAGAAACCAGUUGUGGAAACUGAGAAUGAAAAGAUAGAGGAAGAUGAAGAAGAAACGAAAGGAGAGGUUAAAGAGAAGGAUGAGGAAGAAAAGAAAGAAAAGAGUGAGGAACAAGAAGACAGUAAAGUAAAAAAAUCAAUUGAACCUGAAGCAGUCAUUGAUUUAGCUAGCGAAGAAAAAGAAAAAGAUCCUCCUCCACGAGCUCUUCAUAAAACAAGUAGUAUUUUCCUUCGAAAUUUAGCACCAACCAUCACAAAAGCAGAGGUAGAAGCCAUGUGCAAAAGGUUCCCCGGAUUUCUCCGAGUUGCUAUUGCUGAUCCUCAACCAGAGCGUCGUUGGUUUAGACGUGGAUGGGUAUCGUUUGAACGUCAGGUUAAUAUCAAAGAAAUCUGUUGGAAUCUUAAUAAUAUUCGGCUUCGUGAUUGUGAACUUGGAGCUAUCGUCAAUCGAGAUUUGCUUCGAAGAAUCAGAACUGUAAAUGGAAUUACAGCACACAAGCAAGUCGUCAGAGCGGAUAUUAAAUUGAGUGCUAAAAUAAUCCAUAAUUUGGAUGCUAAAGUAGGGCUAUGGAAUACAGUUGCAAAGAAAGAUGGUAAUGAAGUAAAUGCAAAUUCAACUGCAGCUCCAAAAGAAUCUGAUGAACAAAAAGCUAAUGAUGAUGAUGCCAUGAAGCAGGUUGAUUUUACAGGACUGUCGUCGAAAAAUCCUAUUUUGACUAAUAUUACUGAUUAUCUUAUCGAAGAAGCCUCGGCUGAAGAAGAAGAGUUGUUGGGUAUGGGAUCAUCUGGAGAUCAACAGGAAGAAGAAGGUCAAUUGCUGGGUGAAGGCGAGGGUCCCAUUGAAAGAGAUCCUACUUUAAUCAAAGUCCUUGACCGACUUAUUCUUUAUUUGCGUAUUGUUCAUUCAGUUGAUUAUUAUAAUCAUUGCGAAUAUCCGAAUGAAGAUGAAAUGCCCAACAGAUGUGGUAUCAUGCACGUUCGUGGACCUACUCCUGUUUUAAAAGUUUCUGCUAAUGAAAUUCAAGAAUACUGUAGAAACUUUGAGGGUAAAAUGGCAUCUUUUCUAGCCCCAAGUGCUGCUGCUAUGCCUAAUGCUGAGUUUGAAAAAUUAGGUGCCAAAAAUUCAGAAGCUGAAGUUGAAAAGUUUGUUCAAGCAAACACUCAAGAAAUUUCAAAGGAUAAAUGGCUAUGUCCUUUGAGUGGUAAGAAAUUUAAAGGUCCAGAUUUUAUUCGCAAACACAUCUUUAAUAAGCAUGCAGAGAAGGUAGCAGAGGUAAAGGCUGAAGCGGAAUAUUUCAAUAAUUAUUUGAAAGAUCCUAAGAGACCAAUGCUACCAGAACAUCCAGGAAAUAAGGCUCCACCUGCACGGGAAAAUCCUCGAGAAAAUUAUCCUCCUCAUGGAAAUAUGCCAGGAAAUGCAUCAAAUUACAGAUUCGGUGGUUUUGGCGGAGGUAACUUUGGAAAUUCCAGAAGUGUUUUCGGCGGUGGCGGUUAUGGAAGUGGAUUCGGAGGAGGAUUUGGAAUGCCUCGACCAACACGAGGUGGAUUUAAUCGAGGCCGCGGCAACAAUGCUGACUUUCGACCUGUUAUUCACUAUCGAGAUCUCGACGCACCAAGAGAACCAGAUGAAUUUUUAUAAAAAUAUUAAUUAUCAAUUGAUAAAAAUACGUAAUCAGGAAUUAAAAAGAAAAUGUUUAUAAAUAUAUCACAAGAACAAAUGAUGCGAUAAUGAUUAAUUUAUUUGUGAAAGAAAAAUAUCAAUUUUUACAUAAUUAUCGAACAGCAUAGUUAAUGAAUUCAACUAAUAUCACUAUCAAUAUUAAUAAAUUAAUUAUAAAUGAUAAAAUAAUGUACAAUUUAUGUUAUUUGUAGAUUUAAGUUACAUAGUGAUUAUUC
Molecule: messenger RNA, 3539 nt
Organism: Chelonus insularis
Lineage: Eukaryota; Metazoa; Arthropoda; Insecta; Hymenoptera; Braconidae
Gene: Ars2
Product: arsenic resistance protein 2
Exons: 8
Coding region: 196-3282 (1028 amino acids)
Biological process (GO): mRNA processing; primary miRNA processing
Cellular component (GO): nuclear body
Molecular function (GO): nucleic acid binding
Source: RefSeq, a predicted model, not a curated record